This is a messenger RNA of Aphis gossypii (cotton aphid), 1105 nucleotides long. RefSeq lists its product as uncharacterized. The transcript has 5 exons. Lineage: Eukaryota; Metazoa; Arthropoda; Insecta; Hemiptera; Aphididae. The record is from RefSeq and is a predicted model, not a curated record. The coding region runs from base 268 to 768 and encodes 166 amino acids.
UAAUAAUACGGUGUGCAGUUGUGUUUCGAGCGGCCGGCGAGCUUGUCGCGUGUGCACACGGUGUUCACAUAUGUCGUGGUAAAUAAUAAUUAAUUACGAUAAUAGUGUAAUAAAAGCGUACACACACUACAUACGUAAAUAAUAUAUUAUUAAAUCGAUUAUAUUUUUAACUCCUCGGUAGUGCGCCAGUCGGCUAAAAAACUUCCGAUAGAAGCGUGCAAAGUACUUGGUUACCAACGUUCAUCGGUAGUAAACGCAGUCUCCGAGAUGGGUCGAAAGUUCCCGUUGCUCACGUCGUGUCUUGGUUGCCCGCUCAAGACCGGAGCCAUCAUCAGCGGCGUCUACGGAAUAGUGAUUGCCAUAAUCACUUUAAUCGUGCUCCUGACAACCGAUAUCAAAAUACAGACCAUCGUCAUAGAUUUCUUACCCAAAUCUGUCGUACAAAUCAUUGUCGCUAUCAACCUGCUUAUGACAAUAUUGAUAUCAUCUCUGCUAUUGGCCGGGAUUUUUAUGCGAAAGAAGAUAUUGAUGCUUCCUUGGAUAGUACUAACGAUUAUGUUAUGCAUUGGACUAGUCAUAUCUGUGAUAUACACCAGCAUUGACUUCUUGAUCCAUAAAUUCUAUAUCACUAGCAUUGGAGUUCUGGUGAUUGGCUUGCUGUGUGUGUGUGUUUACGUGUACAUGUGGUGGGUGACCUACAGUUAUUAUCAAAAAAUCAAAGAAGAAGACAACCGAACUCCAUACACCAGAACACCUUACUAUGGUUGAAAUAAAAAACUAAAGUUUUUUUCAUAAUAAUAAAUAUUUGUAAGAUAAUCAUGCAAUGUUAUUGCCAAUAAGAUUUUUCUAGACAUUAUGAAAUGAUUAACCCUCAACAUUGUAUAUAAUAACAUUGUAUGUGUGUAUACAAGUUAUAUAAAUUAUCUUUUAGUUUGACAAGGUUGUUUUCCAUGUUAAUUCUUAAUGCACUAUUUAUAUAUAUAUAUAUAUUUUUUUUUUUAAUUUAUAAUAUUUAUAAUAUGUAUAUAAUAAACAAUUUAAUAUAAUAUACCCACAAAGUUAAAAUAAUAUAAUGUUAAUUUUAAAUAAAUGUUAAAAAUGUGUA